Pan troglodytes (chimpanzee) is the source of this 3147-nucleotide messenger RNA. RefSeq names its product patatin like phospholipase domain containing 8 (gene PNPLA8). The coding region runs from base 219 to 2108 and encodes 629 amino acids. NCBI's taxonomy places the organism in Eukaryota, Metazoa, Chordata, Mammalia, Primates, Hominidae. The record is from RefSeq and is a predicted model, not a curated record. Gene Ontology annotation, cellular component: membrane. The transcript is spliced from 9 exons. Gene Ontology annotation, biological process: arachidonate metabolic process.
GAGUGGGUGGCGACCCAGCUGCUGCGCCAGUGUUUGUGUUGGAAGCUCAGCUGAUGCAGGCCGGUUGGAGUGGACGUCAUUGCCGGGAACGAGCGAGUCGCCGCUGCAGCCCUAGUGACUGCGGCCUGCAUCCCGGUAAGACCAUGAAUUAUGGCAUUUCUUAAAUGAAGCAUUCAAGAAGUGAGAGAAUGUCAUAGAAAAUAAAUGGUUUUUAAGUUAUGUCUAUUAAUCUGACUGUAGAUAUAUAUAUUUACCUCCUUAGUAAUGCAAGAAGUGUUUGUGGGAAGCAGAGAAGCAAGCAACUGUAUUUCUUGUUCUCACCUAAGCAUUACUGGAGGAUAAGCCACAUCAGUCUACAAAGAGGUUUUCAUACAAACAUAAUAAGAUGUAAAUGGACCAAAAGUGAAGCACAUUCUUGCAGUAAGCACUGUUACUCUCCAAGCAACCAUGGUUUACAUAUUGGGAUUUUGAAACUUAGCACUUCUGCUCCCAAGGGACUUACAAAAGUGAACAUUUGUAUGUCCCGUAUUAAAAGUACUUUGAACUCUGUUUCAAAGGCUGUUUUUGGCAAUCAAAAUGAAAUGAUUUCACGUUUAGCUCAAUUUAAGCCAAGUUCCCAAAUUUUAAGAAAAGUAUCGGAUAGUGGCUGGUUAAAACAGAAAAACAUCAAACAAGCCAUCAAAUCUCUGAAAAAAUAUAGUGACAAAUCAGCAGAAAAGAGUCCUUUUCCAGAAGAGAAAAGUCACAUUAUAGACGAAGAAGAAGAUAUAGGUAAACGCAGUCUUUUUCAUUACACAAGUUCUAUAACCACAAAAUUUGGAGACUCAUUCUACUUUUUAUCAAAUCAUAUUAAUUCAUAUUUCAAACGUAAGGAAAAAAUGUCUCAACAAAAGGAAAAUGAACAUUUCCGGGACAAAUCAGAACUUGAAGAUAAAAAGGUAGAAGAGGGGAAAUUAAGAUCUCCAGAUCCUGAUAUCCUGGCUUAUAAGCCAGGCUCAGAAUCUGUACAUACUGUGAACAAGCCUACAAGUCCUUCUGCGAUACCUGAUGUUCUUCAAGUUUCAACUAAACAAAGUAUUGCUAACUUUCUUUCUCGUCCCACGGAAGGUGUACAAGCUUUAGUAGGUGGUUAUAUUGGUGGACUUGUCCCCAAAUUAAAGUAUGAUUCAAAGAGUCAGUCAGAAGAACAGGAAGAGCCUGCUAAAACUGAUCAGGCUGUCAGCAAAGACAGAAAUGCAGAGGAGAAAAAGCGUUUAUCUCUUCAGCGAGAAAAGAUUAUCGCAAGGGUGAGUAUUGAUAACAGGACCCGGGCAUUAGUUCAGGCAUUAAGAAGAACAACUGACCCAAAGCUCUGCAUUACUAGGGUUGAAGAACUGACUUUUCAUCUUCUAGAAUUUCCUGAAGGAAAAGGAGUGGCUGUCAAGGAAAGAAUUAUUCCAUAUUUAUUACGACUGAGACAAAUUAAGGAUGAAACUCUUCAGGCUGCAGUUAGAGAAAUUUUGGCCCUAAUUGGCUAUGUGGAUCCAGUGAAAGGGAGAGGAAUCCGAAUUCUCUCAAUUGAUGGUGGAGGAACAAGGGGCGUGGUUGCUCUCCAGACCCUACGAAAAUUAGUUGAACUUACUCAGAAGCCAGUUCAUCAGCUCUUUGAUUACAUUUGUGGUGUAAGCACAGGUGCCAUAUUAGCUUUCAUGUUGGGGUUGUUUCAUAUGCCCUUGGACGAAUGUGAGGAACUUUAUCGAAAAUUAGGAUCAGAUGUAUUUUCACAAAAUGUCAUUGUUGGAACAGUCAAAAUGAGUUGGAGCCAUGCAUUUUAUGACAGUCAAACAUGGGAAAACAUUCUUAAGGAUAGGAUGGGAUCUGCACUGAUGAUUGAAACAGCAAGAAACCCCACAUGUCCUAAGGUAGCUGCUGUAAGUACCAUAGUAAAUAGAGGGAUAACACCCAAAGCUUUUGUGUUCAGAAACUAUGGUCAUUUUCCUGGAAUCAACUCUCAUUAUUUGGGAGGCUGUCAGUAUAAAAUGUGGCAGGCCAUUAGAGCCUCAUCUGCUGCUCCAGGCUACUUUGCAGAAUAUGCAUUGGGAAAUGAUCUUCAUCAAAAGUCCAUAUAAUGCUUGAUGGCCUGUUACCUCCUGACACCUAUUUUAGAUUCAAUCCUGUAAUGUGUGAAAACAUACCUCUAGAUGAAAGUCGAAAUGAAAAGCUGGAUCAGCUGCAGUUGGAAGGGUUGAAAUACAUAGAAAGAAAUGAACAAAAAAUGAAAAAAGUUGCAAAAAUAUUAAGUCAAGAAAAAACAACUCUGCAGAAAAUUAAUGAUUGGAUAAAAUUAAAAACUGAUAUGUAUGAAGGACUUCCAUUCUUUUCAAAAUUGUGAUGAGUAUAUGCUUAUGUUCUCAUAAAUGAAGGCCUGUUUAGAAGAUCAACCACAUUCAAUAAGGAAUUGUGGGGUUCGACAUGAGUUAACUUUGAAAUACGUAUGAAUGCUGGAGAAUCCUGAAAAAGACGGCGCUUCAACCAGCUUGCAUAGCACAGAGAAUAUUCUUGGUUACAGAAUUCAUAUGGGAACUAGGCUUUUAAGAUGUUGAUAAUUAACUAAGCUUUAGUAACCCUUACUGUGCUAGUAGAUUUUAGUAGAUAUUGGUGUUAUAUUGUUUGAUGUUUGAAAAUAUAUUAAUAUAUGUGCCGAACAAGAAACCGAAAGCUAUAUUGUACUGUGUAUUUUUACUUUAGUCCUCAUAAUCAUGUUGAAUUUAUGUGAUCAUUGAUUUUAUUUCAUAUGGAAAAGCUAAUUUCUUCUUAAAUUUACAUUACCUAAUAUUCUCACUAGCUAGGUUCUCCAAUCCACACUGCCUUUUAUUGUAAUAUCAUCUAAAUAGAUGCAGAAAAAUGGAAUUUUCUCUAUUAAAGUAUUUUGCAUUUGACAUAAAAAAGAACCAGAUACAGUUUUCUAUUCAGAUAUGUUUAUUUUAACAUUGUUUGGUUAAAAAAGGUGAAGUUCCAGUCAACCACUUUUUACCCCUGAAAUUUCAAGAUAAUGCUAUAUUAACUUUUCCAGAUCUAACACUAGCUUAUUCUUCCCUGUUAUAAAAUGGUUUGAACUUACUGAGGAGAUAUUCCUAUCAUUAACAAAAAUAAACUAUUUAAAUAAUC